AUGCUAGACGACGGCACCUCGCGCGGCCGCCGACGCGACGAUUCUCCUCCACGGACCCCCAGGACCUCGAGACAGGCAAAGGGCAAGGCCCCGAUGCGCGCGCUAAACACUCGGCCGGCCCGGAAUAACCAGACCUUCUUCGACGACUCGACGCCCGUGGACAAUUUGAGAGUAGAAGAUGGAGGCUUCGACCGGUCUAGGUCCAGAGACUCCCACGACCUGUCCUUCGGCGAUGGCACAAGAGACUCGGUGGUGGACAACAUGCUCAUGUCGCUGGAUUCGAUGCCAAUGGGCAUGGGCGCGCCGUCAUUCCCGAACAACGCGCUGUACUCGAAAUUCGACCACGACGACUUCUUUGCGAGCAAUGCUCCGUACGCUCUCCCAAAAGCGUCUCGACACCGCGGCCACACUUACACCUCGUCAUAUUCGUCCGAAUACGAUGUACACAUCGACGAUACCGCCAGUCGAUACUCGAGCCACCAUUCGCGGGGACGGAGAAGCAACAGCAGCUCCAACUUUCAGGCCGGACUGGCGAGGAAAGAGAGUCUUCGGGGCCCGUUUGGUGCCUCCAAGACUAGCAGCGAAACCCAAUCUAAAAGCAUAUUUGAUCCGCCCGCGUCGGCACAUACCAGGAGUGGCGGAAAGAAAGGCAGCAAGGGCAGCGGCUCUUCCAGCAUGGAUUUUGGAUACACCCAGGCCAUGGGCACACAUCGAAUGGGAUUUGGAAACCGAUCUGCGAGUUUUGAUCAUAGUUAUGGGGAUCGGCCGCGGCCAUCGCCAAUAAAACAGACAUCGAGCGGCAUGUUAGAUCGCGGACGGCCGCUGCCACCAGGGGCAUACAACCACUACGACGCAGCGCCAGAGCCUACAGUACCAGUAGGACCGCGACGGGUGCCAGAGUCCCCUAUUUUGUCUCCGUCGUACCCACCGCAGCCAACAUAUGCGCCUCCGCAGGCACCCGUGUCGCGGAAGAACAGCAUCCGUUCGUCCAGCGGUAAGACAUUGCGAAAGGGCAGGACCAACACGCAAUCGCAGGUGCAGUCGCAGGAGUCCAUGGCCAGCAUGCGGGCUCAGGCAAGCGACUUCAUCAACGCGAGCCAUUUCCGCGACCUUCCCCCGAUUCCGGCGUUUGCAGACCCACCUGCCCCUAGCCCGACUGUCGCCAUCCGUAAACCCUCGACCGCAUCCCCCACUGUACCGACGACACCACUGGCAAACCCCCCAAAGGAAAAGCAGGGCUUCUUCCGCCGCGUCUUUGGCUCGUCCAAAGCUAAUCAUGCCUCCCCCUCCAGCCAGACCCAAGAUGCCUCUCCCGCCCAACACACCGACUCCUACGACUCCCCUAGCCGCCCCAAAACCACCCAAGGCACUGCCCAUAAUCACAUUGCAUCCCAGCUCAAGCCACAGCCCAAGCCCGUGUCGCAGCCUGUGCCUGCCCCUGUGCGCAAGCCGCAGCCGCAGCCGCAGCACCAACCGCCUCCGCCCGCCAUUCUGAACAAGAAGCCGUCGUCCUUUUUCCGGCGGCGAAAGAAGUCGGUGUCAGAGGGCUCGCAGGCGCCCGUCAUGCCCAUGCAGCUGGCACCUACACGCACUGAUCUCGCGCCGGCGCUGCCAAGCCCGUCAAUUAGCAGUCUGCGCAAGGUGAUGAACCCCUAUUUGAGUGACGUCACGAGCCCACACGAGACGUACUUUGAAUCGCGGGAGCACCAGCCGGGCGGGGAGGACGAGAAGGCAGAGCAUCUGGGCGGCUUCUCGCCCGGAUACACCCCCCACAAGGACGCCACGAGCUCGCACGCCGCUGCAACACACAGCCCCAAGCUCAAGCUCAAGAUGAAGCGCGGCCGGACGAGCGUCGCCAACCCGCACGACGACUCGUUCCUGGCCGACAGCAGCGGGAACGAGGACCGCCAGCACGACGCCCGCAGCUCCAACUCCCACUUUGGCCUGCCCGACGACGCGAGGCGGCCCAGGACGAGUCCCACGUCGCCCGCGUUCCGCGCGCCGUUCCCCGUUCGCAGCAACGAGAAUGAAGCACCGCAGCGGAAGGCCAACACUGGCGAGAAGCGGACAGAGCUGCUCAGCCCGCACGCCUCUGACCGACGGCCAUCCUCGGCGAGCGAUGCUGAAGACGACGGCUGGGUAGUCACCGGCGGCGUUCACAAGCAGUCGCCCGUCCCGAUGGUGGCCAGCAAGCCGAACCGUGUCUGGCUCGAGCCUACGCCAUCAGAAGAGAGGCUGGCCGAGUCCGGUCUCUCGCUCCCUCUCGAAGGGGUUCGGUCCUCGCAGAAAGCUUCGCCCACGACCGCCGAGACUACGCCUACUUCCACCAGCGAUGUCUUCCAAUCGGCCACCAGUCUGCCCGUCGUGCAAGUAGACGGCGAUGACCUUCCGGACGACACGCUGGUGGCCGACCCCAAGGCAUUGGACGCCUCUGAAGAGCCGACUGACGAAGACAGGGAGCAUGCUUUGAAGAUCUACAGUGGAGACGAGGAGCUCACGACCAAAGCACAGGCAGCCACGGUCCUAGGUGACGUUUCCGCCAGCGCUGCACGCAUCCGCAAGGCGUACAUGGACCUCUUCGACUGGUCUGGCUUCAACAUCUUGCUUGCCAUGCGAGACUUGUGCGGGAAGCUUGUUUUGAAGGCUGAAACACAGCAGGUGGACCGCAUUCUCAUGGCCUUUACCGAACGUUGGUGCGAGUGCAACCCCAGCCACGGUUUCAAGGCCACAGACGUUGUCCAUACCAUUUGCUACUCUGUUCUGCUCCUCAAUACCGACUUGCAUCUUGCUGAUAUCGAAUCGAGGAUGACCCGAAGCCAAUUCGUCAGAAACACCCUCCCGACUAUCCGUCGUGUCUGCGCGGAUGCACUCGUCGAGCCCGCUGAAGAGACUCUACGCCCGCAGAGCACGCAGGCCAGGGGUUCCAUUCCAUGGUCAGAACCUAGCUCACCCGCAGCCGAAUCUCCCACCUUUGCUCCCGAAGCUACCGAAGCUCGGACUUCGCUCGAGACUAAGCCAUCUCGCAACCGCUUGUCCAUCAGACCAGCAGCUCGCACUGGGUCUGAUGGUCUCCUAUCGGCGCCAGAUUCCGCUCCAGCGGAUAACUGCAACGUCCUCGUCAAGUCGCCGUUCGAAGGCUCUGCUAAAGGAUGGGAAUUCCAGGUCGAGAUUGUGCUUAAAGAGUUCUAUAACUCAAUCCGCCAGCAACGAUUGCCGCUUCAUGGAUCUUCAGCAAUCCAGCGUCACGACCCGCCCUCCUCUAACAACCUGUCAGUGAGCUCCAUGCUACGACGAACGCCAAGUGUGUUGAGCAAAGCCCCUUCGGACAGCACCAGCUAUCGAGGCCGUUCUCAGACAGACUUUCGAAGCGUAGCUGCCCGUUGGAACACCAAGACUCGGUCAAGGCCGCGUCUAUACCCCACGUCUACAAUUGGUUCGAGUCGAACGAGUCUAGACGACCAGUCAGUAUGGAGCCCUGCUGGCUCAAGUACGUGGAGCAAGUACUCCUUUGGCAAGACUCAGACCUCCAUGUCUAUGGAGUCACUGGGUUCGCAUUUUGCCCGGGGCGACUACCAACAGUCUAUCGGGUUCGCCAAUGCCCUCAGUCAAGCUAUUAUUCGCGAAGAAGGCAUGACUAUUGCAAGCUCGGAAGAGUACGGCCGCGUGGUCCCACUUCUGGAAGACGAAACCCUUGAGCUGGUAGGCGCACCGUGGGCGAAAGAGGGGAUCCUGAAGCACAAGCAUCACCUUGAGGCUCUCGACAAGAAGGCCAAGGACAGGAACUGGAAUGAGUCUUUCGCAGUUAUUGAGAAAGGCUAUAUGCGUCUCUUCUCCUUCAGCAUGAACUCGAAGUCGGUGCGGCAAAAGAACAAGGCUCGACCCUCCGCUGGCAGCAUCGUUGGUGGUGGUAACUGGAUGGAUAACGCUGAAGCUCUAGACAGCUUCUUGCUUCGCCAGUCGAUUGCCAGCGCUCUCCCGCCUCCUGGAUACUCCAAGUCACGGCCCCAUGUGUGGGCGCUGUCUUUACCCACCGGAGCAGUCCACCUCUUCCAAGUCGGCACUCCAGACAUCGUCAAAGAGUUUGUCACGACAGCCAAUUACUGGUCUGCGCGCCUAUCUAAGGAGCCCCUCAUGGGUGGAGUUAGCAACAUCGAAUACGGAUGGGGUGACAACGUCAUCAAUCCCGCCCUCAUCCGCCAAGAUAGUGCACCCUCUGUCUCAAUGCCGCGUCCCAGCAUGCAAAGCUCGAUCCGCAGCUCCAUCGACCACUCAACCGGAACCGUCAAAGCCAGGCUCGCGGGCGAUAAGGUCAACCUAAACGAGUGGACUCCACCUACGCAGAGCAUGCUGCCCAGCAACCUGAUGGAAGUCGACCAACUGAGAGCGUUGACCGCCUACGUGAAGAACGUCGAGGAGGAGCUUGGACGUCACCAAGAACUGCGGGCGCCCAUGCUGAUUGCCUUCUCCCCACGCCACCCCAACGCCAGCAAAGCCAUGGCCAACUGGGAACGCAAGUCCUCGUACCUCCUGCGCGAAAUCGUCAAAUUCCGCACCUACAUCGACUCGCUCAACGCCGCGCAGGCCCGCAAAGAGCAAAUCUACGCCGAGCGCGAGGCCGAGAUCGCCAAAGCCGAAGCCGACGAGGCUGAGGUUCCAAAGACAUCAAUGACAGCGCUUGAAGGCGAUGGUGGGGCCUCAACAACACCACCCCCACCCCCGACUGAACCCGCUGAGCCCCUCCCUGCAUGA
This is a messenger RNA of Mytilinidion resinicola, 4749 nucleotides long. RefSeq lists its product as uncharacterized. The transcript is spliced from 4 exons. NCBI's taxonomy places the organism in Eukaryota, Fungi, Ascomycota, Dothideomycetes, Mytilinidiales, Mytilinidiaceae. Bases 1 to 4749 code for a protein of 1582 amino acids. Gene Ontology annotation, biological process: regulation of ARF protein signal transduction. Gene Ontology annotation, molecular function: guanyl-nucleotide exchange factor activity. The record is from RefSeq and is a predicted model, not a curated record.